AUGCUAGUAUCUUUUACAAUAUUCAACAAAGGAGGUAUGAUUCUUUACCAGCAUUCUGACAAAGACACACAAGACCAAUCUCAAUCCUCCAUAUCCGAUUCCAUCAACACAUUCUUGAGUGAGGUUUACUUGAAUCCUACAAGAUCAAGGACGGAUCGCAAAGCAUCGAUUGAUGGACAUCCAACCAAUAUGAUUAUUGAAUGGGAGGAAACCUCCGAAUUGAUUGCUUUGGCAUUGUAUCCUGAUAUUCGACGAGAAGACUUUCCAUGGAUUCAAUCCUUGUUGGCAGCAUCGCUCUCUGAGUUUCAGCUUUUCUGUCAAGCUCAAGAACAAAAACGUCUUCAAGAAGAAAAAACAGAAGAAGAAAUUCCCAUGGACGAGAGCUAUCCCGAAAAUAUGGGCUUGUUUGAUGCUGCCUUUCGCGUCUUGUUCAAACAACACAAAUCAAAUCCGUCUGCUCCUACCCGGAAUAAGACUUCGAAUCAAAAGCAGCAGCAACAACAGCAGCAGCAAUCGAAGAAAGGAGGGAAAGAAAAACGACACUGGCACGAUGGUAAAGCCAAAGUUACCAAAGAAGCAAUGGCAGAGCUGGAUCGAAGUAAGACUACUAGUGCUUCAGAUGAUAAUGUCAAUGAUGCCGACAGGGAUGCUGUGGCCCUGGCGGAAGCCAGAGCUGCCUAUCUUCCUACGGACGCCGACUUGGCCGAAUUUGAAAUUGUUCCAACAAGUACCCUAGAUGACGAUGCGGACGAUGAAUCAGAAAACUCGUGGGGUGGUUCGCUGAAGGGGCUCUUUCAACAGGUUACAGGACAAAAGGUCCUCUCCAAACAAGACUUGCAAGCACCUAUCCAAGAGAUCCAAAAGAUGCUCACAAGCAAGAAUGUUGCGUCCGAUAUUGCCGAACAAGUCUGCCAAAGCAUGGAAGACUCUCUAGUCGGAAAGAAGCUCAAUUCAAUGUAUCGCGUCAAGACUGCUGUUCGACAAGCACUGGAAAAGUCCAUCAACAAGCUCCUUUUGCCCAGUGCGCAAUUGGACUUGCUACGAAGAGUUGUCUCCAAGAGAGAUUCCUUGUUUGGAAAGCGACGGCCUUACGUCAUUGUCGUGUGCGGCAUCAAUGGAGUUGGGAAGUCCACCUCCUUGGCCAAGAUUGCCUACUUUCUCAAGACCAAUGGCUGCAAUCCGCUACUUGCAGCUUGCGAUACCUUUCGAAGCGGUGCAGUGGAACAAUUGAGUGUGCACGCGAAAUGCUUGGAAGUCCCCAUUUUCCACAAGGGAUAUUCCAAGGAUCCUAGUAGUGUUGCCAAGGCUGCCAUUGAACAAGCCACGCAGGACAAUAACGAUGUAGUAUUGGUCGAUACUGCUGGUAGAAUGCAAAACAAUGUACCCUUGAUGAAAGCUUUGGGCAAAUUAGCCAACGAGAACCAACCGGAUUUGACAGUCUUUGUGGGAGAAGCUCUAGUUGGAAAUGAUGGAAUCGAUCAGGUUAGAAUGUUCAGCCAAGCUGUAUCCAGCGUGAACCGGAACCAAAAGGUCAAUGCCAUUUUGCUGACCAAAUUCGAUACCGUCUCGGACAAGGUAGGAGCUGCCUUGACCAUGACCCACGCUACCAAUGCUCCUAUUUUGUUUGUGGGUACGGGUCAAAAAUACCAUCACUUGCAAAAGCUUUCUACACAAUCUGUGAUACAGUCACUCUUCAAAUAA
Molecule: messenger RNA, 1701 nt
Organism: Cylindrotheca closterium
Lineage: Eukaryota; Bacillariophyta; Bacillariophyceae; Bacillariales; Bacillariaceae
Source: the annotation of a GenBank genome assembly